AUGAAUGCAGUGGGUCUAGUUAUCUUACUUCUCGUUCGUUACUUUCAAACAAGAAAACAGUGCGUUUCCUUUCACCUGUUUCCAGAGGGUUUCCUGUUUGGAGCUGCCACUUCAGCCUACCAGGUGGAGGGCGCCUGGAACGAAAAUGGCAAAGGAGAGAGCAUCUGGGACCACAUGCUGCACGAACAUCCAGAGUACGGUCACAGAGGGGAGAAUGGAGAUGUAACCUGCGAUUCGUACCACCAUUAUGCUGAGGACGUACAGGCACUUAAGGAUUUGGGGGCUAAAGUAUACCGUUUCUCCAUUUCUUGGUCUCGUAUACUGCCUAACGGGGACAUAGACGUGAUCAACCAGGCGGGGAUUGACUACUACAACAACCUCAUCAACCUGCUGCUGGAGAAUGACAUUCAACCUCUGGUGACGAUGUACCACUGGGACCUGCCGCAAGCCCUGCAGUACAUAGGAGGCUGGCCCAACCCCAUCCUAGCGGACUACUUCCUGGAGUACGCCAGGGUGGUCUUUGACAACUUCGGUGACAGGGUGAAGAUGUGGCUAACAUUCAACGAGCCUUACGAGUUUAUGAAAGGCUACGCCACCACCGGCGGCCAAGCUCCAUCGCAGAACGCUCCGGGCAUCGGUGACUACCUGGCGGCGCACACCGUCAUCAGGGCGCACGCCAUGGUCUACCGGCUCUACGACGAGCAGUACCGCUCCACGCAGAACGGUAAAGUCGGUAUCACACUAAACUGUGACUGGUUCGAACCAUACGAUGACCUGGAGGAAUCCCUGGAGGCUCAGGAACGAGUGUUUCAGUUCCAGCUGGGCCUGUUCGCGAACCCUAUCUACAUCGACGGCGACUACCCGGCCGUGGUACGGGAACGUGUGGACAACAACAGCAGAGCCGAGGGUCGACCCAGGUCACGCCUGCCCAGCUUUACUGAGGAGGAGAAGCAGAUGAUCAAUGGUUCUUCUGAUUUCUUUGGACUGAAUUCAUACACAACAAGUCUCGUAAAGUCUGCAGUCGUGGGUGGCUCACCAUCAUUGGAACGCGACAGUGGUGUUCAGCGAAUAAUCAACUUCACUUGGCCUGGCAGCAGCUUAAUAUGGCUCAGGGUUGUGCCAUGGGGUUUCCGUAAUGUUGUUAACUGGGUGUCAUCAAGAUAUCCGAACUACCCUAUUUUCAUCACGGAGAACGGCUAUCCCGAUUUUGGGGGACUCGAAGAUGAAGAACGUAUCAGUUAUUACGGGCAAUACUUGGCAGAAUUACUGAAAGCUAUCAAUGAAGAUGGCGCCAAUGUAAUUGGAUAUACAACUUGGAGCCUUCUCGACAACUUGGAGUGGAAUUCUGGUUUCAGACCGAAGUUCGGCAUCUACCAGGUGGAUUUCAACAGCACUGAGAGAACAAGGACGCCAAAGGCUUCAGCAAGCUUCCUAUAUGGCAUCUACAGCAACAUGAGUGUACCUGAAGAAUAUUUUACGUAA
Messenger RNA from Schistocerca piceifrons (Central American locust), 1482 nucleotides. RefSeq names its product myrosinase 1-like. The transcript is spliced from 13 exons. Gene Ontology annotation, biological process: carbohydrate metabolic process. Bases 1 to 1482 code for a protein of 493 amino acids. The record is from RefSeq and is a predicted model, not a curated record. NCBI's taxonomy places the organism in Eukaryota, Metazoa, Arthropoda, Insecta, Orthoptera, Acrididae. Gene Ontology annotation, molecular function: beta-glucosidase activity.